Molecule: messenger RNA, 2109 nt
Organism: Mus caroli (Ryukyu mouse)
Lineage: Eukaryota; Metazoa; Chordata; Mammalia; Rodentia; Muridae
Gene: Dync2i2
Product: dynein 2 intermediate chain 2
Biological process (GO): intraciliary transport
Cellular component (GO): ciliary plasm; cytoplasmic dynein complex
Molecular function (GO): dynein light chain binding; dynein heavy chain binding
Source: RefSeq, a predicted model, not a curated record
CCAGCAAGAUGCUUGAUUUUGAUACAAGCUAGGGUCAUUUGUAGAGAGGGGACAUCGAUUGCAAAAAUGCCUAUAUCACAUCGUCCUGAUUAAUGAUUGCUAUUGAGGGCCUAGCCAACCAUGGGCAGUGCCAAUCCACAGGUGAUCCUGGCCCGUAGAAGAAGAGUAGAGAGCUGAGCAAGCCAUGGAGAGCAAGUUAGUGAGCAGCACUCCUCUGUGCUCUCUGCUACAGUCAGUUCCUGUCUGCAGGUGGGAAUCUGCCGGGAAACGGGAAUUCCUGCCCUGACUCUGUAAGUCAAAGAAACUUUUCUCCCUGCGUUGAUUUUGGUUAGUGCUUUAUCCCAGCAACAGAGAACAAGCUAGGGCAAUAGACCAGGCGGGUCUCAAACUUACAGGGAUCGGUAUGUUCCUGCCUUCCAAGUGCUGGGAUUAAAGGCGUGUGCCACGACAUAGAGGAUACAGUAUGUGCUCUUAAACCACGAAGCCAUCUCUCCAGGAAACAAUCCCCCCAGCUGUGUGUGUUCGCACAGACGUGUGUGCAGGUCUGAAGACAACUUCAGGAGUCAGCUCUCUCCACUAUAAAAGUUGCCAGACAGCAGGCAUUGCCACAGCCGAGGCGUCUGCCCAGGCCCGGACACAUGCAGAUGCUCAGGUACAGACAGAGGCUCCCGAGGAGCCAGCAGCCAUGGCUCCUGUUUCCCAGUAUGACACCCUCAGGCUGGAAGCCUUUCUCCGGAGGGUGGAGGCCAUGGUCAUCCGGGAGCUGAACAACAACUGGCAGAGUCAUGCCUUCGAUGGCUAUGAGGUGAACUGGACUGAGCAGCAGCAGACGGUGUCCUGUCUGCAUACCCUGGUCUACCCCCUAGCCCAAGGGCAGGGUCUGCACGUGACCGGCAUUUCCUGGAACUCGACAGGCUCUGUGCUGGCCUGUGCCUAUGGUCGGCUAGAUGAUGGAGACUGGAGUACACUCAAGGCCUACGUGUGUACUUGGAACCUGGACCGCCAAGGCCUGAAUCCCCAGCAGCCAUCAGUAGUGGUGGAGGUGCCUAGUGCUGUCAUGUGCCUGGCCUUUCAUCCCACACAGCCCUCCCACAUUGCCGGGGGGCUGUAUAGUGGGGAAGUCCUGGUGUGGGACAUGAGCCGACCCGAGGACCCACUGCUUUGGCGUACAGGUCUGACAGAUGACACUCACACAGACCCAGUGUAUCAGGUGCUGUGGUUGCCUGAACCCCGGCAUAGCCACCGCUUCCAGGUACUGAGUGCGGCCACAGACGGCAAGGUGCUGCUCUGGAGAGGCAGUGGGGCUGGUCAGCUGCGGCUCGCCAAGGGCUUUGCCCUGGCUGUGCAGCAGCUGCCUCGGAGCACCAAGCUGAAGAAGCCACCCCGUGGAGAGACUGAGGUGGGGGUGACAUCAGUGGCCUUCUCCAGCUUUGACUCCAGCCUUUUCGUUUUGGGCACAGAAGGUGGCUUCCCCCUCAAGUGUUCCUUGGCGUCAGAGGCAGCUGCUCUCACUCGGAUGCCCAGCUCUGUGCCGCUGAGGGCCCCAGUGCAGUUCACCUUCUCUCCCCACGGUGGCCCCGUGUAUUCUGUGAGCUGUUCCCCCUUUCACAGGAAUCUCUUCCUGAGCGCUGGGACCGAUGGCCAUGUCCACCUGUACUCCAUGCUGCAGGCUCAGCCCCUUACCUCACUGCAGCUCUCUCACAAGUACCUGUUUGCUGUGCGCUGGUCCCCUGUGCGCCCCUUGGUUUUUGCUGCUGCUUCUGGGGAAGGUGAUGUACAACUGUUUGACCUCCAGAAAAGCUCACAGAAACCCACAGUUUCAAUAACACAAACCCAAGAUGGAAGUCCUGUCUACUGUCUCGAGUUUAACAGCCAGCAGACACAGCUCUUAGCCGCUGGUGAUGCUAAGGGCAUGGUCAAAGUGUGGCAGCUGAGCACAGCCUUCACAGAACAAGGACCCCGGGAGGCAGAGGACUUGGAUCAGCUAGCAGCAGAAAUCGCUACCUGAGAGCCCCAAGGAGCGUGGUCGUGGUGGUGGUGGUGGUAGCAUGCUUCAGGAUGGCUAUGUGCUAAACAAGCUAGAUAAAGAGGAGCAAAGCCUGUAGGGGG